AUGUCGAGGCUCGUGGUCGUUGUUGGCAUCACCGGCAAUCAGGGAGGAAGUGUCGCAGAUACCUUUCUCGCUGACACCAACUGGCGUGUCCGAGCCAUCACGCGAGACCCAUUCAAGCCCGUCGCCCAGGAAUGGACAGCCCCAGGCGUCGAGCUGGUGGCCGCCGAUCAGGACGACGUCGACUCCCUGACGAAGGCCUUCACGGGAGCACACGCCAUCUUCGCCAUGACCGACUACUGA
Molecule: messenger RNA, 240 nt
Organism: Diaporthe citri
Lineage: Eukaryota; Fungi; Ascomycota; Sordariomycetes; Diaporthales; Diaporthaceae
Exons: 1
Coding region: 1-240 (79 amino acids)
Source: RefSeq, a predicted model, not a curated record